GAAGGAGACAACAUGUAGUAUCAUCAUUGAAUGGUUUUGGAUUAUUGAUAAAUCAUCAACAACAAGUCCGAUUGGUUUCAUCAUGCUGCGGAGGAAAACACAAAUUAAAAUCGGAAUCAACAAGUGAUCAUUCUGAUCAUUGCAAUACAAUGAAUACAUCAUCAAGCGAGACUCAUAAUCAAAAUAUUAAUACUCCGCCAAUGAAAAAUAACGCACCUUUGGAAAAGAGUAAAUUAUCAGUUUGGGAUUUGAAAUUUUGGAAAUGUAAACAUUCAUGGAAGAGAGCCUCUCUUAAUACACUGAACUGUUUAAUUGGAUGCUCAAUUGGUGAUUUUUCAAUGAUGUGGUUUCUGACAAGUCAAUAUCCAGAGCUAGGCAUGGCCAUGAUUAUGCCAAUAUGUAUGGCUUCUGGUAUAGCCACAAGUUUAGCAUUGGAAACUGCUCUCCUGAGAUAUAGAGAGAAAUUCGAUACCACUGUAGAAGCUUUCAGAAUGGCUUGCAAGAUGAGUUUCUUCUCCAUGUUAACAAUGGAAUUGAGUGAAAAUAUAACAGAUUAUGGAAUGAUGACCUAUUGGGGGUUAUUGAAUAAUGAUAAUGACACUGGAUGUACUUCCAUGCUUCAAGUGAAUGAACCUGCAUUUUGGGUUUCACUUGCUGCUAGUCUUUCGAUGGGUUAUUUGGUUCCUCUCCCUUACAAUUAUUAUCAAUUGAAAAAACAUGGAAAGAGUUGUCAUUAGAGAUGGAUAUGGACAAGAUAUGGAUACAUUGGAUUUUUCUGAUAAUUUGUGUGAACUUUUGAAUCUAGAGUUUCUGUUUUUGCAAAUUAUACCACAAGACGAAUAAAUU
This is a messenger RNA of Naegleria gruberi, 846 nucleotides long. RefSeq lists its product as uncharacterized. The coding region runs from base 150 to 737 and encodes 195 amino acids. Lineage: Eukaryota; Heterolobosea; Eutetramitea; Acrasida; Naegleriidae. The transcript has a single exon. The record is from RefSeq and is a predicted model, not a curated record.